CAACAGGCCAUGCAAUUGAAGGUGAAACAAAAGCUCCUCAGUAGAGGCUCGCUGGAUAUAAAAGCGCCCCAGAAAUGCCCCGGUUGAAUGUUCGGAUUCAUUCUCUUGAGCUCUUUUCCUUUCUCUCAACUUUCUAGUUUCUUUUCUUCGCAUUUUUCUGUGUUACUCCUACUCCACGAUGUCCAUCCAAAGACUCAAAGUUGGCAUGGCCGGCCUAGGCCGCGUCGGCAAAAUCCAUGCCAACAACUUCCUCCACCAGACUCCCCGCGCUGAGCUGGUUGCUGCAUUCACUCCUGACCCGGCAGAGAUCAGCUGGGGUCGGCAGAACCUUGAGCCGUACGGAGUAACAUUGUACGAUGAUUAUGAAAAGAUGUUGGACCACCCCGGGCUGCAAGCCGUAGCUAUCGGAACAGCUACGUCUGUGCAUGCCGAAGAGACGAUGAAGGCCAUCGAUCAUGAUCUGCACGUCUUGUGUGAGAAGCCACUGUCAACUGAUGUCGAAGUUUGCAAGGCUGUUGUGCAAAAAGCAAAGACCAAGCCCCAUCUCAAAGUUAUGUGCGGGUUCUCGCGACGAUUCGAUGAAUCUUAUCGUGAGGUUCACGAAAAGAUCAGCCAAGGAGCAAUCGGACGACCAUCGAUCGUGAGAAGUCAGACCUGUGACAAGUUCGACCCCUCCGGCUUCUACGUUGCCUACGCGGCAUGGUCGGGUGGAGUGUUCGUCGAUAUGUCCGUCCACGACAUCGACCUGACCUUGUGGUUUUUCGGCGACGAUGCCGUUCCGAAGAGCAUCUCGGCGCACGGAAUCACGGCGGUGCAGCCCGAAUUGAAGAAGUACAAAGACUAUGACAAUGCGGUGGGAAUUGUCGAGUUCCACAAUGGCAAGAUUGCCUACUACUAUUGCUCCCGCAUGAUGCCCCAUGGCCAGGAAGACACGACAGAAGUGAUUGGUACCGAGGGCAAGCUGUCUGUAAACAUCAACCCUCAACGCAACUUUGUGAACUUCUACCACCCUGGUGGCAUUACCCGCGAAAUCCCGGCCAACUUCAUCGGACGGUUUGGACCUGCCUUCGUGCGGGAAGCCAAUGAGUUCACGGCCUCAUGCUUGGACAACACGCCGCUUCCUAUCAAACUGACCAACGCGGUCAAAGCAGUAGAGAUUGGCUCCUACCUGCAAGAGGCCUUGGUGACUGGAAAGCAGAUUCAUUUCGAUGAGAUUGGCAGGAGGGUGGAGAAGGCUCAGCUCUAG
This is a messenger RNA of Aspergillus melleus, 1246 nucleotides long. RefSeq names its product putative NAD binding Rossmann fold oxidoreductase. Bases 179 to 1246 code for a protein of 355 amino acids. Gene Ontology annotation, molecular function: oxidoreductase activity; nucleotide binding. The record is from RefSeq and is a predicted model, not a curated record. NCBI's taxonomy places the organism in Eukaryota, Fungi, Ascomycota, Eurotiomycetes, Eurotiales, Aspergillaceae. Gene Ontology annotation, biological process: NADPH regeneration. The transcript is spliced from 2 exons. Gene Ontology annotation, cellular component: cytoplasm.